Messenger RNA from Didymodactylos carnosus, 17208 nucleotides. NCBI's taxonomy places the organism in Eukaryota, Metazoa, Rotifera, Eurotatoria, Philodinida, Philodinidae. The record is from the annotation of a GenBank genome assembly.
AUGAUAGGUACGUCGAUGGAUUUAAAUGACUCAAUUGAACUUGACAAAGAAGAUAUAUUAACAUUUAUUACAUUCACGAAUGCAUGGACACAAUCUCGUUGUUUAUGUUUAUGUCGCGAUUCAGCUACAAUUGAACACUUUUCAUCUAUUGUCGAAUAUGUUCUUCUCCAUUCGAUUCAAAUAAUUCAAUCAUUUACCGUUGAAAGUCCUGUUGAUGAUUCUGCAGAUCCACAACUAACUUCAUGCAGUAAUAUUUUAACAACAACAACAGCAUCCAUCGACAAUGAUCAUUGGACGCUAGAUGAAAAAGAAAAACUACUCAUUUGUGUAUCACGAUGUUUAUCAUUGAAUUUACCAUUGUAUACGAUGAAUCGUAAUCUAUCUUAUCAACAUCAUGUUCAGCAUUUUCAAGAUCAACAUAAUUCUGGUUCAUCAUCACCGUCAACUGAUUUUAAAACCUUUUUACAAUCCUAUGUCAAUUUUGAUCAACAUCCUCAUUCAACAGCGUCACUCUACCUCUAUCGUCAUAUUUGUACAUUUUGUGAACAACAAGGUCUUCAAGCGAUUAAGCAAUGUUUUGAAUGUGUCAGGUCUACACGUCAAUUACCAUUACCAAUUGCUCACUGUUUAUUUAUGAUUUUAACAAAUUUAAGACAGUUUAUAAAUCUUGACUUAAUUAAAACCUAUUUAUUACCAUUACGACAGUAUGCCAUUCGAUACUUGUGUAUGUUAGACGAUAAUGAAUUGCGUGUAUGCGGACAAAAAAAUACAAAUGAAUUGUUAUAUGCAGCACUCAAAGAUCUCUACGUUUCUCCUUAUCGUCAACGAUCGUCAUCUUCAACUUCUUCGUCGUUGUUAUCAACAACGGUUACAAAACAUUUCCAUGCACAAAAUUAUCAAUAUGAUAAGUUGAUAUUAAAUUUAGCAUUAAAAUAUUUAACAUGUUCAACAUUAACAAUUCGUUUGACAGGCAUAGCGUAUAUUAAUAAUCAAAUUCAAACAUGUCUAGAAUAUUCACAAUAUCGUCAUCAUCGUAAACAUCAAUUGGCAUGUUGUACAUCACAACAACAACAACAUCAACAGCAACAAUUAUUUUCGUUAUCCGAAUCAGAUGAUGAAUCAACAUCUUCGACACAUUCCUCUCGCACUUCAUCUUGUUCAUCUACUACUACUCAACAGUUACAAAAAAAAGUUUCAUCAUCUAUCGUGUGUCAACCUAAAACAACAAGUAGUUCUGACGAUCAUCAUCAUCACCAUCAUAAACAUCAUAAACACCAUAAUGAACGAAAAUUAGCUAAAUGGCUAGUUGAAAAUAAAAUUGUUGAAUAUUUAUUUGGACCGAAUUUACAUACAGAAUUAUUAAAACAAUGUCAAACGAUAUUAAAUUUUUUAACAGAAUAUCAUUUUUUAACAUUUGAACAUUUAGAUCUGAUUUGGUCUUGUGUUGGUUUAACACAUUGUAGCCGUCAUAUUAUUGAUAUUUUAUUGCAAAGUCAACGUUAUUUUAACAGUAAUUUACUGUUACAUUUAUUAGGUUUAAUUGAAAAAUAUGAUCGACAGUGUUAUAAUGAACAUAUUUUAACUCUAAUUAGUAUUUUAACCAAAUCUUAUUGGACUCUUCUUUUAAUAUCAUCAACAACAAAACAACAGCAACAAUUGAAACGUCAACAACAACAACAAGGGACGACGAAUAAACAACAAUUAAAUCGAAAUAAUAAUCAUCGUCAGUUAAGUUUAAAUUUCUUAAAACGUGAAUUUCAUCAAAAUAAAAAUAAAAUAUUAACAAUUAAACAAAAUCAACAAUCCCCAUUGAAAAGAAUUAAUCAAAAUCAUCAACAUCAUAAAUUAAGAAGUAAAAACUAUUUAAUAUUGAAACAAACUUCACAAUUUCCACGAGCAAGACAAAUAGCUCGAUCAGAAAGAAAAUCCAUCCAACAGGAAGCUGUUCUUCGUCGAACAUCACCUGUCUAUCCCAUGACACCUAUAUUAAAAAAAAAUUUGAAGAAAGAUCAACAACAAAAUAAUGAUGAAAAUCAUGAAGAAAUAAUUAUUGUUGAUGAUCAAACUUUAGGUAUGGCAAUGAAAUCAGACGUAAAACAAAUGCAACAACAACAUUCAAAACUAGAAAAAUGUUUAAUUAGUCCCCGGCAACAUCAGAGACAACAACAACAAGAACAAAUAUUAUCAUUACAACAACAGAAUAUUUUAAAAGUAGUAAAACCACCGUUACAAUCAUUAACAAACAAAAGUGUCAAUAAAUCAUUAACAUCACAGCAACAACAACCAAAUACGGGCACUUUAUUAACUCGACAAAUAGAAAAAACGGCGGAAAAUCCGACUGUUGGAGAAGAUGAUUGGUCAGAUGAAGAAGAAGAGGACUUAAAUGAAGAUUGUGAUACAAGUGCCUACAAUCUAGAAACAAGUGGUGAUAUAAUGAAUGCAUCAAAUUCAUCCGAGCAGGAAGACGAGGAAGAAGAAGAGGAUGGUGAAUCAUCUACGAAUGAAAAUGAAACACCUGCUAUUGUUAUGUCAAAUCGAAGUGAUGAUGAAGAAGAAGACGAUGAAGACGAGCAAGAUACGUCUGGUGUAUCUCUAAUGAAUACCUUUCAACCACGCAACCCAUCAACACCAAGAAAAAGACUCUCAUCGUUAACGCAAGCUUCCGGAUUUUUAGUCAAUAUGGAAAUUGAUGAGAAUGAAGAUGCUGAAGGAGAAGAUGAAUCAGAAGAACUUGAAAGCAAUGGGGAAAAAGUUCAAAACUUAAAAAAAAAAUCAGAAGAAACCCAUCAAACAAAAAAAUCUUUAGAUAAAAAAUAUUCACCAGACAGUGCUGAAAGUCAAUCAAAUUCACAAACUGGCUCAUUACCAUCAGAAAUGGAAAUGGAAAUAUAUGAUUGUCAAGACACCAAUGCUAAUGAAAGAAAAAGACAUCGUCAUGGAGAUGAUGACGAAGAGUAUGCAUCGUCUAACGGUUCGGAUAUUUUGAGUGAUACAGGUUCGGUUAAAAAUAUGGCUGAUUUUGAUGAUCAAAGUGAAAAUGAUGAAGAAAGUAGUACACGAACACAGCCAAUAAUCGAUACGACUACUGCUCAACAACAGCGCGCUACAUUGAUUGUUACGAAAAAACAUCAACAACAUCAACGUACAAAGCGUAAAACAAGUGAAACAAGUCACUCAUCUCAAUCAUCGUCUGGUGGUUCGUCAAGCAUUUCGUCAACAUCGACAAAUAGUGAUGGAAAUAGUAGUAAAAAUGAAGAAGAAAUUAUUCUUAGUCAAUUAUCAAAACCUGGACAAACACUUUUGUGGGAUUUGUUGAUGGAACAAGAUAAAACAUUACGCUUGCAAGAUCCAUUACUUCAAGAAGCCGAACGUUCAUUUGGACAUUUAUUAAUAUCGUGUGAUGACAAACGAAUUGUUUUACAUUUCAUAUCAGCCAGUUUAGAUAAUUUGAGAAAAAGCAGUUCCAGUUUAGUUUCAUUACGUUUAUUACCCAAAUUAUUUUCAUUCUUACAACAAAAACAUAAUCGUCCAAAUCAGAGUGUACUUAAUAUUUUCGAUGAAAAAUAUCAUAUUUUAAACGCGUUUUUUAACGACUUACAACAAUUGGCAAGAAAAACACUUGAGCAACAACAAUCACCAACGAAUGGGUUGUCAACAUCAAUUCAAACUGAAAUACAAGUUCGUCUACAAUUUUUGACCUGUAUAUUUUCCAGCAAUGUAACACCAAAAGAAUUUCAUUUAACUCAAACUCAAGCAACAAUGUUAUGGGAUUGUUUAACGAUUAUUAUGGCGUCCGCAUCAUCAUCGCCUAGUCGAGAAGAUUUACACACAUGGUUAUUGAAUCAAUUGAAAAAUCGAGAUGGUGGUCAUGCAUUGUCCUUAGAUACGUUCAAAUAUCUUUUAAGCGAAAAGUUAAUAACUUUGAAUCCUGAACAUGCUUGUUGUCAACAAUUGAAUUUAAUUCAAGAUAUUCUUCAGCAAUAUCGUGUUCAUUGUUGUACAUCCUUGCAACAUCAACAACAACAUGAACCACAUCAAUUAUUCCAGUUUCAACAACAAUGGAAUGAAUUUCAUAUGUUUGAAUCAAUGAUUCUAAAUUAUAUUAGUGAUGUUGCUAUGAAAGCGUAUGAUCAAAAUGUUGGUACCUUAGCGGCACAACAUCUAAACAUGUAUCAAAUACAAAAUGAAGAUGGUACAUUAGAACGUGAAGAACAAUUUAUUAAUCGAUGUAUGUCAUGUUUAAAACAAAUAUGUGAUGGUGGUGAAACAACUAAAACACUACCAGAAAAUAAACUAAGAAUGAUUACAAGAAUAACAGUAUUAUUACGAACACAUUUAGAUUUAUUUAUGAAACGUUAUUCGUUUGUUAUAAGAAUGUAUCAGUUUAUGUUUAACGAACAACAACAGCAAGAAUUAUCAUUUGUUGAUAAAAAUGUUCAUUUUCAACAAAAAAUGUUAAAAUCUCAUUUGAAAUACAUUGAUGAAUAUCAACAUCAAUCUCAACAACGAAAUGAUUGUUUAAAAUUAAUAUGUAAUUCAACGUUAAUUGGAAAUCAAACACCCGAUAAAAUUAUUUUAAGAAUGUCUCCCACUGAAUAUUUGGGUGAUUUACGAGCAGAAUUAACACGAUGGUAUUCAACAAUAAAACAAACAAUUUUAACUACUACAACCACCACAACAUUAACAACAGUUGAAAAAACAAAUGAAAAUACAACAACAAUUGUACCACCACCACAACGACAAACAACAUAUGAUACACAUAUUCGAAUUGUUACCAAUGGACAAGAGUUAGAUCGAGAUAUGGAUGAAAAAACAUUAGCUGAAUGUAAUUUAAAAGAUAAUCAAGUGAUCAUUGUUUCUUCGACACCACGUAUACGAAUGAAAGAUACGUGGGCUAUUGAAGAACGUUUAUUACGAGAUUUUAUACCACAUAAAAUGCCAAUGAUUAUAUUAUUACGUGAUGAUUAUUUUGAUCAAUUUUUUAAUAUAUUAGCUCAAUUACAAUUACUUGUUGAAUCAUCAACAGAUCAUACCGAAGCUCGUUAUCUUGCUCAUCGUAUAUGGGAAAUUUUAUUAUUGAUUCCUACUCAUAAUGGAUUACUCGAAAAACUUGAACAACUUCAUUUAUUUGAUAAUGAACAAUGGUCAAAAUAUUUUAAUCGUAAUGAUCCGUAUCGUUUAACAUACUCGUUACAAAUAGUGGACAUGUUAAUACGUAAAAAUCAGAUUUUAACCGAUGAAUCUACUCUAACUUAUCGUGAUUUAUUUACUCAAAAAAAUGGAAUUAAAUAUUUUUAUGAAAUUCUUAUAUCAAGAUGUUUAUUACCCGUAAAUGAAAAUAAUUGGUGUCAAGCUUUACCAGACGCAUUGUAUCGUCUAUUACAUGUCUUGUCUCAAUGUUUAUUUAAACCUCAACGAACUGUUUCACAACCUACACCACCCGUUAUUCCUCCACCGCCAUCUCUAACAGCCUCAACAACAGUUGGAACAUUUGAAACAAUAAAUGGAGGACAAUCAUCGAAGAAAAAACCACGUCGCGAAAAUGGGAGUGCGCCGGCAAUUGUAGCCGCUCUGACAUUGCAAGAUUCUAUCAAUGAACAACCUCAACAACAACAAAAUCAUUCUGUAUCACAACCACCUCCUGUACAACAACAACAGCAGCAUCAGUAUGCAAUAAUUGAACCUAAUUCUGAAAAUUUAUCGUUAAUUGAUAAAGAUUUAUUAUUGCAAUGUCUGAUCGAUAUUCAAUUAUUAAUUAUUAAUAAAACUACAUUGCCACAAGUUGUUUGUCCGUGUAUGUAUGCCUUCUUUGCUAAUCGAACAGAAAUAUUGCAUCAGUCAAUGACACUCUUAACUCCAUUAUGUUAUUAUUAUGAAAGUAUUCGAAGUCAAUUUUUAAAAUAUGAACAAUUAAAAUUAUGGUUAAAAACAUUAAUAUUAGAUGCACAUGAACCAAUGUUAAGACGUGAAGCAGCUCUAUGUAUAUUUCGUUUAAUCAUAGCACCAACAACUUCACAAGGAUCAACAAAUGUUUUAAGUCAAUCAAUUUCAUUAAAUCCAUUCUUGAUUCCUAUUGAUAUACCACCUCCAACUCAACGAUUACUGGACGACGAAAAAAGUUUAACAUUAUCAGCUAUUGCUCCAACUUCUCUUCCUUCAAGCGAUCAUCUACCAGAACGUGUUUGUCUUCUACCAAUUUUAACUUCUUUACUCGAAUUAUUACCAUAUACCCUAAAAUUUUCGUUAAACGAUUUGACUCCAUAUAUUCCCAUGCCUAAUUCAUUGAAUAUAUCUGUAUCAUCAUUAUUUUCACAAUUACCAUUGCCUGUUAUAUCUCAAUCAACUACAAAUACUAUCACAAAAACGAAUUCACACGAUCUUUCACAACAUUAUCCACUUCUUGUACUUCAAUCAUGUCAUGAGUAUUUUUUAUUAUUAACAUGGAUUAUUGAUUGUAUGCGUCUUGAUGAAAUUAAAUCUGUUAAAAUUACUAUUGAUGAACAACAUGAUAAUAUUAAUUUUAAUCAAUUAGUUGAAUUAUUAAUGACCUAUAUUCAUGAACGUUUACCGUAUGAAGCACAGCGCGAAAAAAUUGUUGAAGAUGAUGUUUUAUACGGUUUACUCUGUUUAUUAUCAUCAAUUAUUAAACAAAAUAAUUCACAUUUAAAUAAAUUUCCAUCAUUCUUAGCGAAUUCAAAUUAUAAUCAAAUGACAUUAUUAUUAGUUGAACGAAUCUAUAAUUAUCUAUUUGAAUUACCAACAAAUGAACAACGAAAUGUUCCAAAAUGUAAAUCACAGAUAACACGUCGUAUUUGUUAUGAAUUAUUAGUGGAAUUAGUACGUUUAAAUAAGGAUAAUUUUAUUUUCUUACAAAAAAAAUUAUGUGAACAACAUCAUUGUAAGACGCAACAUUUACCAUAUCAAUGGGAAUAUUGGCCAAGAGAUGAUGGACGAGCUUAUUGUGGAUACGUUGGUUUGACAAAUUUAGGUGCCACAUGUUACAUGGCUACAAGUAUGCAACAUUUAUAUAUGAUACCUGAAUUACGUGCAGCCAUAUUAAAAACGACUAAUAAUAAUAGUAAUAAUUUAUCUAAUGAUAAAAAACAUGGACAGAUACUUUAUGAAUUAAAACGAAUGUUUGCUUAUCUAUUAGAAAGUGAACGAAAAUCUUAUAAUCCAAAAACAUUUUGUAAAGUUUAUACUAUGGCACAUCAACCAUUGAAUACUGGUGAUCAAAAAGAUAUGACAGAAUUUUUUACUGAUUUAAUAACAAAAUUAGAAGAAAUGUCAGAUGAAUUAAAAACAUUAGUAAGAGAAUUAUUUUGUGGUAUUUUAACCAAUAUUGUUCUCUCAUUUGAUUGUCCACAUUUAUCACGUAAAUUAGAAGAAUUUUAUACUGUUCGAUGUCAAGUGGCUGAUAUGAAAGAUUUAUAUGAAUCAUUGAAUGAGUUAACUGUGAAAGAUACAUUGGAAGGUGAUAAUAUGUAUACAUGUUCAAAAUGUGCAAAAAAAGUACGAGCUGAAAAACGUGUAUGUUUUCGAAAAUUACCAAAAAUUUUAUGUUUAAAUACGAUGCGUUAUACAUUUAAUAUGGUGACAAUGCAACGUGAGAAAGUUAAUACACAUUUUUCAUUUCCAAUGCAAUUAGACAUGAGUGGCUAUAUGGAGAAAAAUUUGAUUGAUCCAGAUAAAUUAGUAGCUGAUGAUGAUGAAAAUAUACAAAAUGAAAGUAUGAAUAUGUCUACCACAUCAACGGCAAAUAAAUCUGUAAAUACCCCUUCAGAAUUAUCUCUCUUUGAAUUAAUUGGUGUUACUGUUCAUACGGGUACUGCUGAAGGUGGUCAUUAUUAUAGUUUCAUACGUGAUCGUGUUAAACGGCAUACAGCAUCAACAACCAGUAACGCAACUGAUGAACAACUACUACCACAACAGCAAGAUUCUCAACCGCGUUGGUAUUUAUUUAAUGAUGCUGAUGUAAAACCAUUUGAUCCAAAUCAAAUAGCUAAUGAAUGUUUUGGUGGUGAAAUAACAAGUAAAGGUUAUGAUCAAGCGCAAGAUCGAUUUCUUGAUUUUCAGUUUGAAAAGACACAUAGUGCCUAUAUGUUAUUUUAUGAAAGAAUUGAUCAUGUAUCAUCAUCACCAACACAAGUUGAUUUGGUUGCACAAGGACAACAAUCACAACCUCAACAAAUUGAUACAACGAUUUCUCUAUUAUCACCAGCAGCAACAACAACAACAACAACGACAACAUUACUAUUAAAAGAAAAUCAAAUAUAUUCGAUACCAGCUGAUAUUGUCGAUUGGAUUUGGGAAGAUAAUCGACGUUUUAUUCGUGAUCGUCAUCUAUUUGAUCAUCAUUAUUUCACAUUUAUGUGGCAAAUAUGUCAUCAACCUAUGAAUACAAUUAUCAAAGAACAAGAUCAAUCAUCAUUUUUCCUACUACCCAUUCAAUUAGCUAUUACAUUUGUUUUUGAAACAUAUAUACAUGCAAAAGAAAAACCAACAAUGUUAAAUUGGGUUGAAUAUUUAUCAAAACAAUUUACAGCAUCAAAACCAGCUGCCAUCUGGUUUUUAUCACAUAUGACCAAUGAUGAUACAUGGCUAAUUAAAGUACUUGUCAAAUGUCCAAAUCAUACAAUUAGACAAAUGUUUGAACGUGUUUUAUUAGAUGUAUUGCAUAAAUUAAGAUCAUCAUCCGAUUCGCAAAGCAAUCUUUCUGCUGACAGUUCAUCCGUUGUUGUUCAAAAAUUUCUUCGAAAAUAUCUCUCUCUUUUAUCGGACGGUCUUCGUUUACCGAUUCGUUAUAUGAGCGAAUAUUUUGCGUUUUUACAUGAUUUUGCUCGUAAUGGAUGCGAUGAAUGUUAUCUAUUAUUAGAUUGUUUGUGUAUUAAACAAUUAGUCACUUUUUAUAUGUUGCAUCGUCGACAGCAAAAAUCAUCACAACAAAAUCUGGUCGGUAAUGAUGAUCAAAGUAAUUCAGAAGAUGAACAAAAUCCAUCGAUACCACAAUCAAUUAAUAAUACAUCAUCAUCAAAUUGUUGUAUCGAUGAUGAUGUUAUACCACUAAAUGAACAUCAAUCAACACGUUUAAAUCGUCCAGCUAUCUUUGAAAAAAUGUUUCCAUUAAUUGUUUUACUAUUAGAAGCAGCUCGUUUAAGAACGCAACCAACAUCAUCAUUGAGUCCACCAUCUUCAUCUCAACAACAAUUACAAGGCUAUGAAUUAAAUGAAGCUGAUUUAUCAUCGUUGAUUGGUACCGAUGUGGAUUUUCAAUUUAUUCAACAACAAAUUCUUGAUAAUAUUAAUUUGAAAUCAACAGCAUCUAUAAUUCAAUUAAUAUGUUAUAAUAAACAUAUAUUAGCGAAUAAAUUAUGUACUCUACUGUGUACAUGGAUACAUAAGUAUCAACAAGAUGCAAAUCAUUUACAGGCAUUUUUCAAAAUAUUUACUUAUCUUGUUGAACAAUAUCCACCUAUAACGCUGACGACAACUAAUGAUACAUCAAAUAAUACUAAAUCUCAAAGUGAUGAUCAAUCUCAAUUUGAAACGAUAGUGCGUCCCGAUUUAUCAUGGACAAAUUUUUCAACAUUAAUUGUUCAUCAUAUAAAUAAAUUAAUUGAAAUAUGUGCCGUUCAAGUAUUUGAUUGGUUUAAUACUGUUCUAUUGAAGUCAUCAUUUAUUCAACAAUGGGUAUUAAACAAUAUUCGUCCAUGGUUAAAACCCUAUUUAUUAUAUAAUUCUCAAACACGAAUUCGGACAUUAAUUGCUCAAUUAUUAGUUACACUUGUACCAUCACAAACAUUUCGUCAAACGUAUCGUGCCACUAAAUAUUAUCAAACUUUAUCUCGUCAACCAUUAUCAACAACAAUAACAUCAACAGGUAGCAAUUCUGGUGCAAUAACAUCGUUAUUAAAUAUUCAAACAACAACGAACACAACAGCCAUUUCAAAUGCACCGUUAGCACAUCUGUUUGAUGUACAACAAUUUCAGCAGUAUCCAGCUGAUUUUACACAAGAAACACACGAUAUUAUUAAACAAUUGCUCUUUUAUCUGUUAAAUAUACUUAAUGAUAUUAAUCAGGAACAAUUGCACGAUCAUCCUCACAUUUUUGAUAGUCAACAACGUCUGACACAGUAUGCUUCCUGUCUUAUUCAUUUUACACGUUAUCCAAAUGAAAAAUUAUUAGCAAUAGAAUAUAUACGUCCAUUGUGUACACUAAUGUUAUCGCCAAAACUCACUGAAGAUCACCAUAUGAAUAAUUUAAAUAAAUUAGUUUUAUUCAUUUUACUUCAUCAAUUAUGCUCAUCACCAAAUAAUACUAACAACAAUAAUGUUAUAACAACUAUAUUAAAUACUCAUUCUGAAUUUAAACAACAAUUACCACAGUAUUUGAUUGUUGUCGAUCAUGAAGAUCAAGAAUUAGUAUUAUAUAAUCGUUUAUUUUUAUAUAUUUAUUAUUCUCUUCUUCGAGAAUUUUGUCAGACAUCUAGAGAGUAUACAAAACAUUUAGCACAACAUAAAAAUUUAUUAUGGGCACUUAAAAAUGUUUUACCCUAUAUACAUUUAUAUCAAAAUGCCUGUGAAGAAUUAGUUAAUAUUGUUAAAUUAAUAUGUAAAAAACAAACACAAUCAAAACUCGAUUCCUCUAUAGAUGUGAAUGUUCUUCAAACGAUUGAUAAUAAUAGCAAUAGUGAUGAACGUAUUAUAUUUGAAUUUAAAAAAGAAUUUUAUCAAUUAUUAUUUCGUCAAUUUGAUGCUCGUAUAUGUUGGUCAACAAUGUUUGAUUUAAUUAAAGAUAUUUGUCCUGGAACAACGACACACGAAGAAUAUUAUCAAAUAAUUAUUCGUCGUGGUCUCUCAACAUUAUCAACAAUAUUUUCUAUUUUAUAUCAAUAUUAUCAUGAACAAUGUUCACCAUUAAGUCAACAUUUAUCAUUUCAAGCCGAUUUAAUUCAAUUAUUAACAUUGUUUUGUCAUUUAUUAGAUACUUAUAAAUAUUAUACUGAUCAAAAACAACAGACAACAUACGUACGUCCAUUAAAAGAUGCUCUUGAACAAUGGAAAGAAAAAAUGGAUUUAUUAACAAAAUUAUUUCAAUUAUUAAAUUCAUUUAAUACAACAGAAUUAAGACAAAAAACAUUUGAUGUUAUUAAGAAAAUAAUUGUUACAUUAAAUAUUCAAGAUUUAACAUUAAUUUGUACUCAUAUUAAAGUUAUUCAUGAACAAUCGAGUAUUCAACAUCAUCAACAGUUAGGACCCUAUUUUCCACGAAGAAAUAUCAAACAACAGACAUUACCACAAAUACCACGACAAAUAUUUCGUCCUCAUUUUGGAAUGUAUUUCAAAACACAAUUAUUAGAAACAUCAAAAGGAAGAGAUUUAGAUUUUGAUCGUAGUGUACAUUCUUAUUAUUCUCCUUAUCAUAAUCUAAUUGAUAAUAUUGCACGUUUAGCCUACAAUCAAACUGCAUUGAAUGGUUCAAUUAUGAAUUUGUUAAUAUUGGUGGCAUGUGAAGGUGCCUAUAUGCAUUUUACGUUUUUUCCGAUAUUAUUUUUAGAAAUCUAUGAUUCAACAGAAACAUCGGCACGUGUCAUUAUUCAAGAUAUAUUACAAACAUCACCAUCUUAUUAUUUACAUCGUUAUAUUGAAAUUGUUCUUAUUGAUGAACGUAUUUCACUAUUUCAAACUGAAAUUUAUCGUUUUUUACAUAUUUAUUUACCUUUAAUACUAAAUGUAUCGACAAAUAGUAGUACUACGUCUACUCAUACAUCGGGUAGUGAUCAAAUAGCAAUAUUUAAUCAACGUUUACAACAAUUAUUAACAAAAACAAUUGAUAUUUGUUUACAAUCAAUUACAAAUGAAAUGCAAACAAAUUUAGAUUUUGUUCAACAUUUUACAUUAAUCGAUUAUUCUCAUAAACAAAUAAUUGGCGAUAUAAAAGCACUUGACUUAUGUUUACAUUGUAAUUUAACAAAUGAUAAAAUUAAAGAAAUAAUUGAAGAAAAUAUUCAAUCUAUUAAACAAAAAUUAGUAUCGACAACGAUCAAUGAUGAUAGUAUUAAUAGUGAAAAUGAUCAACAUGACACUGGUUCAAUAAGUAAUGAUGAUGAUAAUACUAGUACACCAAUAAAAAAACGUCGAUUAGAUGAUAAUACUGAUAAUACAGUAUCAAUAACAAAAUCUUUAUUUAAAACGUCUAAUACUUCACCAUCAACAAUAGAAAAUACAGAUUUAAAACGAAAAGCUAUUACGGAUGCAUUACAAGUAUUAGAAACAUUUCUUGUACAAUUAUCUGUUGUACAACAAUCAUCAACAACUUUACAACCGUUUGAAAUUUUACUUGUUUGUACAACGUCUAUUCUUUUGUUAUUUAAAGCAUUAAUCAUAGCUUUAACGGACUCAUUGGCUGAUAGAGAAAAAAAAGUUCAAGAUAGCGUAUCAACAUCCAUUUAUGAAAUAGGUAAAAAAUUACCAAAAUUAACAACAACAUUAUGUGCAAAUUAUUUAGAAAAACAUCAAAAAUUACCUGAAACUCAUCGUGCAUCAAUUCUUCGCGUUAUUGAACGAAUAUUAAAUUAUCAUACAGAAUCAUGGGAUCAAGAAUCAUUAGAAUUAAUCACAAAAGUAGCUGUUAGUGAAUUAACAAUGCCCAAAGAAAUCAUCCCUGUGUGGCAAACAGCUGCUAGUGAUGUUUUGGUAGAAACUGGUAAACAUGAUCCAAAUCUUGUUUGUACAUCAUUAGCGCCAUUUCUUCAACCGGGUCAAUUACCACAAUUUUUUGUUUUACAAACAAUGGGAAAUUUAGCAGAAGCAAAUCCUAAAGGUAUGGUUCACAAUUUACGAAUGUUAUUUAGUCGAAUUUUACCAAUGAUGGGAAUGGUAAAGCAAGAAAAUUAUCGCUGGGUCUACACUGCUGUUUUAUAUAAAUUUUGUUUGGCAUUAAUUGAUUUUCAAGCAAAUGCUGACGAACAAACACGUGCUACAUUUUCACCACAACAAUUUGAAAAUGAUGCAUUUUCUGCCUAUGAAGUAUUAUUAACUGGAUCAUGGGUGGGAAAUAAAGAUUUGAAAGCAUUAAACUCAAUUGUUUCAUUAGCACAUGAAUGGAAUAGUCCACAUUUGAAACCGUCAAUAGAACUCAUCAUGAAAGAUUUAUUAACUGAAAUUCAAGCAAAUAAUGAAGCGUAUGAAAAUGGUCUUGAACAAGCGGUUAAAAAUCAGAAUGAACUUUUACGAACACUUACAACAUUAGGAAAACAUUCUCCAUCAACAAUUUGGCCUUGGCUCCUUCAACGAAUGGAACAAGCUGGGAACAAUGAUAAAUUACGUAUCGUUCUAUUAGUUAUAUAUCGUCAUCUUGUUUAUACAUAUGGAAAAGAUCCACCAACAACAACCAUAUUUGAUUAUAAAUCUAUACUUGUUUCAAGUUUAAGAACAGUAUUGGGCGUAUCAAAUCCAAAAAUAAUCAAAUAUCUAUCGCAAUUAAUUGUGGCCAUGGCAUGUCAUGGAUAUCUACAAUUAGAAGGACGAACAUAUUUGAUUGAAUACAUUAUUCGAAAUUGUAAUUAUCAAUUGACUGAUGAUAAACCAUUAGUAAUUGAUUCUAUACCAUCGACUGAUGUUCGAAUUAUGUGUCGAAAUAUUUUAAAUGCAUUUAGUUCAACAAUCGAAGGAAUGGAUGAAAUAUUAUGGCCCUUAUUAAUGGAAUUUUUGACACCUGAAAUGUAUACAGGUUCAUUUGGUAUCCUAUGUAAAGCGUUAACACAAGCUGGUACACAACAAAUGAAUAUGAAAAAAGAUACAUUUUGGAUUGAUUAUGAAGCAAUGCCAAAUUUACCUAAGCCAAAUGAAAUAAUCACUCGAUGUUUUUGUUUAUUGGGUGAACCAUUUGCAGAAGAACAGCGUGGAAUAUCAAUAAUGAAUUUUUUAAAAAUAGCUGUUACUGAAUUAAAUCCAAGUUUAAAAGAAUUAUGGGAUAAAGUUAUUCCACGUUUAUUAGAAAAUUUAAAUGAUGAUGCUAAUGCUUGGCAAGAUUUAGUUUUAAAACUUUUAUCUAAAAGUCUCGAUAUUGUUGAUCGUGAAGAUUUUGUUACAGAUAUUGGUGCAUGUUUUUUAAAACAAUUACCAUUAUAUACUAAAUUACCGAAAGAACGUGGUUUUUCUUAUAAAUGUCUUGGUAUUGUAUUACGUAAAUCAAAAAUGAAUGAAUUAAUUAGUCGUACAUUAGAGACAAUGUUAACUACUAUUAAUUUUCAAAAUGAACACGAACGAAUUGGUUGGGCAACAAUGUUUGGUUUUUGUUCAACAACACAUUUAGAUCUUGUUUUACAACGAUUAGAAGGAUUUUUAAAAUUAGAUCCAAAAGGUGGUAGUGGUGGUCUAUUUGGAUUUUUAAAGGAUAAAUCUGAUCCACAAACCGAUAUAUGUCAUUCAACAACAAUAUUAGCUUAUUCUUAUGUAUCAAUUUAUGCACCAUUAGAAUUAAUUGUUUCACGUUUAGAAACGGCAAUAUUAAAAAGUGCAUGUGCAAUUGCUCAUUUGAUCAAAGAUGAAACAGCAAAAUCUAUUGUAGCUAAAUCAUUUGUUAUAUUAGCACAAUCAAUGAAUAAAAAUCAUUUAAAAACAGAUUUUACAUUUGCAUCAAGAAAUUUAAUGAUACAAGAAAUGAGUACGUAUAUUAGUCAAGAUAGUUCCGUAUUAAAACUUAAUCCAGCAACAUAUAGUCAAAUAUUAAAAGCGUGUCAUUCAUUGAUUAUUCUUCAACCGGAACCAACACAAGUUGAACGUUAUAAUUUGGCUCGAACAACAUUUCAAUGGUAUUUUUCAACAAAAACAGAAAUAAAUGCGAAUCAACAAGAAGAUAUUGAAAAAACACUUGGUGCAUUAGCUGUUGAAUUAAUUACAUUAACUGAUCCACAUGAAACAUUUCCAAAUUUAGUUAAUCUUCUUGAACCAUAUUGUCUAUCAAAUGUAACACACGAACGUCAACGUUCAUUUCAAAUUUUAAAUGAAAUUGUUUAUGCUGACUCAUUGAAUUAUGGUUUAAAAGAACAGAAUUCAUCCGAUGUUGGUGGAGCAUUAGCACUCUGUCUUAUACAUAUUACAGAUUCAGAUGCUAAAGUUCAAUCACUGGCUGAUAAUUGCCUGCAGAAACUUUUACGUUUACAACCAUACUUCACUAUAGAAACAAAUCCUGAUUCAAUAAUGCAAAAUAAUGGUAAAAUCGAUGAUGAAGAUAGAGUAGAAAAAGAUGAAACAAUUCAAAAUUUAUCAAGUAAAUUAUCACCGCUUUGUUUAUUGCCAUUUGUUGAAAAAUGUAUCGAUAUAAUAUCGGAUGUUAAAUAUGAAGGGAGUAUAAUGGCAUGUAAUGUUUUAUGUAAAGUAUUUGCUGUACGAUGUGGUGAAUUAACAGAACAGAUUGAAUAUUUAUUUACGGUUAUGUAUGAAAAAUACAAUAAAUUGACAAAUGAUGAUUUAUUAAAAUCAUUACGUUCAUCAUUUAAACAAUUGAGCAUUUCAUGUCCAACACGUGUAUUUCAAACAUUAAUGAAUUUUGGUGUACCGUACAAUAAAAAUUUAGUGACUAUUAUUCAUGAUAUGGCAGACAAUCGUGAAUUAACAGAAGCUGUUUUAGCUCAAAUAAUGGAAUGUUGGUCACGAUCAUUGCCAUACGAUGAAAAAGAUUCACAACGUUAUUCAACAGCGAAUCCAUUGAUGGCAUUAUAUCUUCUGAAUGAAUGGCUUCAAUCUAGUCGCAUGUGUGAUUUGGGUUCUUAUGCUUUUCCUCGUUUAUUUGUUGCUCUAUUCAUACGUAUGGCAUCAAAUGUCGAUGCUCUUCCACCCUUAAAUAUACCACCUAUUCGUCGUGUUUCACCUCGAUCCGCCACAAUCACAACACCUGUACCAACAGCAGAACCCGGUAAACGUGCAUCAGAGUCAUCAUCUAAAAGACUGAGUCUGUUUGAAUCAAAAUCGUCUCGUUCGUCCACAUCACAGUCUACUCAAUCACAACAACAAUCGCAAAAUCAACCGAUAAAUGAUUUAAAAAAAAUUGAAUCAUGGAAAUUAUCAAAUGAUUGUAUGAAAAAUUUUUUACAUGUCUAUAAACUUGACCAUAUCAAUGAUUUAAUGACAUGGUCAAAUAUGGCUAAAGAAGAUACGUGUCAUAGCGGUUUUGAAACACUAGCUCAAGGUUUAUGUAGUAAUGGAUUAGUAACAACAGAACAUUUAAAUGUUAUCAUCGAAAUGUUAACAAGUGUACUCGAUGGACCGUAUGAUAUUCAACGAAUAUGUGUUACAUCAUUUUUCGCUCAAAUGAUUAAACUAAAACGCAAUAUUGAACUACAACAAGAAAAUUAUCGUCUUGCACAAGAUUUAAUACAUAGUCUCUUAGGACGUUUAGUCGAUCAAAAUAUCAAUGUUAGAAAAUUUUGUUUAAGAGGACUGGGAAAUACACCGUUGAGAGAUUUACAACAGGACAGAAAUUUACCAACAACAAUAUUGGCUUCUCUUAUAUCCGGUCUCGAUGAUCGCGAUGAUAAAAAUGAUUUACUUACAUUAGAGGCAAUGUGUUCAUUAUCAAAUGUGAUCGAUGUUAUUAGUGAAGAUGAAGUGCGACCAAUUUUAAUGAAUGUUCUAUUACGUAUUCGACCAUGUUUUGAAAAAGAUGCUCCAGAAGUUCGUCGUGCUUCGUUCACCUUGUUUGGAAAAAUGGCAUCAAUUAUAGAUGGUCCAUCACGCGAAUCAUUUAUUGAACAAAUAUUUUCCUCUCUAAUUACGUUAACAUUACACUUAAAUGAUCCAAGUGAUUUGGUUAAAGAAAGUUGUAAAACAUGUUAUCAAGCUCUUGCACCAUUACUUGAACAAAAAUCAUUAAAUGAUUUAUUAAAAAAAACAUUUGUACCAAAUGAACCAUUCCACUACGGUGAAUUUAUUGAUGAUCUAUGUAAAAUUCUUGUUACACAGUACCCGUUUAAAAUUAAUUUCUUUAUUAUGAAUUGUAUCAUGUUUUUCAAAAGUCCUGUUCCAGAACUGCGUGCAAAUGCAGCGAUUGUAGCAGGAUAUUUGUUAUUUAAUUUGAAUGAGGAACAAAUCCGAUCAUUGUCAAAAGAACAUAUACUUAAUGCAUUUAUUGUUCUGUUGAAAGAUUCAUCGACUGAUGUACGGUGUCGAACAGCUGAAGCGAUUAGUUUUAUGUAUCAAUUUUAA